This is a messenger RNA of Myxozyma melibiosi, 1566 nucleotides long. RefSeq lists its product as uncharacterized. The transcript has 3 exons. The record is from RefSeq and is a predicted model, not a curated record. The coding region runs from base 1 to 1566 and encodes 521 amino acids. Lineage: Eukaryota; Fungi; Ascomycota; Lipomycetes; Lipomycetales; Lipomycetaceae.
AUGGUUACUCCGGUCCGGAAGCGCAGUGUGUGGGCCGCCAUUGCGGUGGGCGUCUCUGUACUGAUCCUCUUGUUCACGUUCUUUGCCUACCCAACGAUGGUGACUACUCGGUUCGGUCUGGGCGACGCCAGCAAAACUCCAGCGACGGCGACGGCCGGCGCCGAAGACCUCGUUGCGGGUAAAAGCUCAGAGGCUUCGGUGACUUUUACAGUAACAGAGACAAUUGCGUCCGUUACAGAAAAAGUGACGAUGAAAGAAACAGAGACGGUCUUCGUGACUGUGACCGAGGCGGCCAUCGUAGAGGAUAUUGCCGAGACAACAUCUUCGCCUGCAUCCCCGUCAUCUGUGGAAAACUAUGAUCUCACAGAAGCGCCAGACAUGAAAUUUAAGCCGGGACCAGUUGAUGAGUCGCUGCUGAAGCAAGCGCCGACCGACUGGGUUGGUCAUAUCAGAGACUAUUUGACACUACUUAAGCACCCGGACCAGCACACGCACACAGAAAUCCAGGUGGCUGAGAGGAAGGUGCGGUGGUUGCAGAAUAAGCGGGUGCUAAUGCUCGCAGACUCGGUUGAUCGCUACAUGGCAGUAUAUAUGUGCAGAGAACUGAAUCUGGCAGCGAACGUGAGUAUGCUCGGGCUCCAUUCGACCGCACAAUGCCGAAUCCCACAGCUCAACUUCACGAUUCUUCACUGGCAUAUUGCGUCAAUGUACACAGCUAGGCCGGACUGGUGGUGGAUGAGCCAUAUGGGCAAUAUCUCGUUCGAGGCGCGCAACGAGGAACUGUUCAUGGCGAAUAUCUCUGCCGAGCGCGCGACGGACGUGUUUGGGAUGAAUGGACGCGGACCAGAUCUGAUUGUGUAUCAAAGCAUGCUGUGGGAUUGGACGUCGAUGACAACGAGCUACAAUAUGGAAAUGGGAGGAGGGAAGAGCAGCGGUGAAUCUGGGGAUCACUCUGGCCAUAUGGAGCACUCGGGUCACGGAGAAUCAUCAGCGCCUCAGCCAAAGGCACCUAAAGCACCAGCAAAGGCCUCCUCCGGUCGGCGGAGGCUGUCGGAGAGAGACAGCGAGAGAGGCAUACAAGCCAGAGGGACCGGGGAAGCAUUUGCAGCGCAGCGGCCGUUCCACUGGAGCGAGCUGGAUUUCUAUCGUGCGCGCCAGAAGAGAUUUAUCGAGUACUACAGAGAGAUAUUUGGAGCAGACACGCCGUUCAUGUUCAGAGCAGUUCUGCAGACGCGCAACGCGGCCAGCACGACGGUUCCGCUGGUGCAGCUGGACAAGAUGGCCCGGUUUGUCGCGCACGCGAUGGACGUCGAGGUGUUUGAUUGGGGACACACGAUAUCCGGGUACACGCAGCCGUUCUACGACGCCUUCCGCGACGAGAUCCACCCCAAGCGGGGCGCGCACACGUACAUAUACGGCAACAUGCUGCUUUACUACCUGUUCCGAGCCAGCGGCGGCGCCGAGUUCCGCGGAAAGGUGACCAGAUGGCCUGCCACGGCGGGGAUGAGCCAGGCAGAGGCGUGGAACGAGUGCCACAGGUACAAUAUGAAGCUGCACAGUCACUGA